Molecule: messenger RNA, 1344 nt
Organism: Acanthamoeba castellanii str. Neff
Lineage: Eukaryota; Discosea; Longamoebia; Acanthamoebidae
Product: tetratricopeptide repeat domain containing protein
Exons: 15
Coding region: 1-1344 (447 amino acids)
Molecular function (GO): Hsp90 protein binding
Source: RefSeq, a predicted model, not a curated record
AUGGAGGCAGCUGAGGAGCUGUUCCAAAGGGCCAACGCGCUGUUCGUGGAUGAGGACUACGCGGGGGCGCUGCAGGCGUACAGCCAAGCCAUCGACCAGUCGCCCCAGCCGCGUGCAGACCACUUUGCCGCCCGCGCUGCCGCACACCUCUACAUGCGCAACCAAAUGGAGGCGUUGGACGACUGCAGCCGGGCCAUCCAGCUGGAUCCCACCCACGACAAGGCCCACCUGCGCAAAGGCAUCGCGCUGUUUGAGCUGGGCGAGUACGAGAUGGCCCACAAGGUGUUCGUGCGGGGCAAACGCAUCAACCAGAAGAGCCCCGGCUGGUGCGACUGGAUCAAGAGAUGCGAAGAGGCCAUCCAGAACGAGCAGGGAACCUCACAUCCCCGGCAGCGCAAGCCCGAGGCCGCGCCCACUCCGAGUGCCCCACGCCCCGGCAGCAAGGUGGUGUCCGAGGCGGACAAGAAGAAGGCUGAGCAGGAGAAGGUUCUGGGCAACACCGCGUUUGGAAAGAAGGAAUUCAAGAAGGCGGUGCUGCACUACAGCACGGCCAUCACCCUCGACCCCGACAACCACGUUUACUACAGCAAUCGCUCGAUGGUGAAUGCGAGGCUCGGCGCCCAUUCACGCGCGCUCGAGGACGCCCUCGCCACCGUGGCCCUCUCGCCCAGCUGGCCCAAGGGGUACUACCGCCAGGGUACCGCCCUGAUGGCACUCGACAGGCACGCCGAGGCUGUCGAUGCCCUGCAAAAGUCGCUCGAUCUGGCCCACGAGGAGAAGGAGAAGGAGGAGAUCAACCGCGCCCUGCAGCAGGCCAUCGAACUCGCGAGGCUGCAAUCCCACCCUGCCUAUGCGGAGCUGAAGCAGGCGAGCAAGCUGAGAGACCGGGCCAUCUCGGAGACCCUCAAGACCAACAUCGCCAAGCUCCGGACCGAAGAGUUUGCCAAGGCCAUCACCUCGCUCACCGUCAACCUGGGCACCCGAUGGCGCUGCAUGCGGGUCGUGGUGGUCGACGACGAGGGCGUCCUCCUGCGCAUCCAGACGCCCAACUCCUUUCUGCCCUCGGACAAGAGCAUCAUCGCCAAGCUGCAGUCGGGCGACGCCAAGCUGGCGCAGCUGUUCGUCCACGUCGACAAAUCGACCACGCCGACCGCGCACCGCCAGGAGUACGUGUUCGAGGAGUGGAGGCCGACGCAGCCGCAGCGCAACUCGGCGCUCCCCUCCCUGUCCAACCUCACCAGCAAGCCCCUCACCGUCCUGCAGAAGAAGGUGUUGGAGCUGACGGCAGCGGAGGCCAACGCGAUGCACCUCCUCAACACGUUCAUCCCAGGCCUCCUCCAGUGA